CACAUUUACCUCCCGGGUCCCCACCGCCCACCGCCAGUGCCGCCCCAGCCCCGCCAUGCCCGCCGACCUCAGCGGCACCUGGAACCUGCUCAGCAGCGACAACUUGGAGGGCUACAUGCUGGCCCUAGAUAUUGACUUUGCCACUCGUAAGAUAGCCAAGCUGCUGAAACCACAGAAAGUGAUUGAGCAGAAUGGGGAUUCUUUUACCAUCCACACGAACAGCAGCUUCAGGAACUACCUUGUGAAAUUUAAAGUUGGAGAAGAAUUUGAUGAGGAUAACAAAGGCCUGGAUAACAGAAAAUGCAAGAGCUUGGUCAUCUGGGACAAUGACAGACUCACCUGUGUGCAGAAGGGGGAAAAGAAGAACAGAGGCUGGACCCAUUGGAUUGAAGGGGACCAACUCCACCUGGAAAUGUUCUGUGAAGGCCAAGUGUGCAAACAAACGUUCCAGAGAGCUUGAUCUGGAUCCAACCGCAGAGUCCACAUGUGGCAGUAGCUUAAUGCUGAAUUAUAUUCCAGAAUAAACAGGUGUUGAUCUGUCCUGGUUUCGUGGAUGGGGCCUUGUGGUCGGAAAGAUGUCACACAUCCUGUACCAGAAGCCAUUUGGAUUGUGAGAAAACGUCUCAGCUUCAAUAAACCUGUCCAAUGAUUA
This is a messenger RNA of Balaenoptera musculus (blue whale), 652 nucleotides long. It is a transcript of the gene RBP7, whose product is annotated as retinol binding protein 7. The coding region runs from base 56 to 460 and encodes 134 amino acids. The record is from RefSeq and is a predicted model, not a curated record. Gene Ontology annotation, biological process: fatty acid transport. Gene Ontology annotation, molecular function: fatty acid binding. Gene Ontology annotation, cellular component: cytosol; nucleus. The transcript is spliced from 4 exons. Lineage: Eukaryota; Metazoa; Chordata; Mammalia; Artiodactyla; Balaenopteridae.